AUGAGAUUAACAUUUCUUGCCUCUGUCUUUAUUGUGGGGGUCGUAUUACAUGCACUAUCUGCAAUAGCCGCACCCUAUCCGUCACAGCUCAAUUGCAAAACUACCUCCUGCUCAGGUAAUUGGAACAACCAAACAAAGCAUCCUUUAGAUGUAGCUUCUAGCUAUAGGACUACACAGCUAGCUCUAACCCACCGCGGGAUCCUGACUAUUCUCAAUCUACCUAUCCUUAUUCCUGUACCAGCUAUCUCUUUGACGUCAACGGCCACGGCGACCGGGACAGAAUGGCCUACAAAACCGGAGCCUCUGAAGGCUUCUGCGUCCGUUCAUGAGUCUGAACCGUCAAAUCUAACCAGCAGUGUAGCAUCUCCAUCUGCAUCAACAUCUUCUUCUACAGAGGUAGUUCGACAGACUACCACAUUCACAUUAACACAAACCGAGCAGAAAGUAGUCAUGGACCCUGAAUCCACUUACAGUAGUCCCCUGGUAUCAGCUCAUGUACCGAUAAGGUAUGUUUACAAUCGGCCAGCCAAGUCAACAGGACCGCCGCCACAGGACCUUACAUCCCAUAGGCGUAUAAAACCCAGGGUAUACGUCACAGAAACCAUUUUAUAUACAGUAACCGCGCCUGCCUACGUCGUCACCAUAACUAAUCCUGCCGACGUUGUCACAAAAACCACCUUGAUCUACCAACCGGGCCCACCAACCACUACCACACCAAUUACUUCUCCCUUGCACACAUCAAAACCAAAGUUAGUGAAAACAAUAAUAUCAAAUAUCAACUCUAUAUUUUCAUCAGCAUACACUAGUUAUAACCCCACAAAUCCAACUCCCACCUCAAAGCCUAAAUCUACGUUGAUACCCCCUACUCACCCCACCCCAUCCGGUCAAGGCAAUCCUAGAUGCAACGGUCUCUUCAGAUACCAAACAAACAGGUCAUCGGGCGAACAAUAUCGCGCAUACUACUACUUUGACUACGAUUUUGCAGUCUACCAUAUCAAUAACUACUGUAACAAUCUAAAAGACCUUCCGGAUAAUUACAACCAAAAUGGCAUCCGACUGACCCAAAUCGGCGCUACAAAAGACCGUAAUGCAUUCAACAUAGGCGUUUACUGGCCUGCUUAUCUUCCCGGUACUAAACCUCAAGCAGAAAUAUGCAUUUACUAUUUCAGAUUUAUACUCUUAGACGGUUGCGACGGGAAUGAUCCGAACAAUCCGUUAAAUUGGAAAGGUGGUGGGUCUUUUACCGCGGUUGAUCAACGUGGGAUAUAUAGACGACAAAUAUAUUAUGAAAUAGAAGCUAUAGGACGAAGAAGGAAUAUCAUAAAACAACGGCUGGCUCAAUGCUUUAAACAGAUACAGGAUAAUAAAGUAAAACUAUUCGUGCGAGGUGCAGGUUGGGCGGGUGAUAUAGGUUUGGUGGAUUUGAAAAGAAAUGUUAAUGAGGCAUGUGGGGGUAUUGUGGAGUAUUGGGAACCCGUCUCUACGAUUAAUAAAACCGGGAAGUAUGAAUGGCAGUUGGAUUUGGGGAUACCGGCAGACCAGGAAAAGUGUUUUUUGGAGGUUGUGAGAAGGGAUUAUGGGGCUGAGGUUGAAUGUGGGUUUCUUCCGGGGUUUGGGAGUGCGAAGGAAUAUAUAGGAGAUUAA
Messenger RNA from Orbilia oligospora ATCC 24927, 1644 nucleotides. RefSeq lists its product as uncharacterized. NCBI's taxonomy places the organism in Eukaryota, Fungi, Ascomycota, Orbiliomycetes, Orbiliales, Orbiliaceae. The record is from RefSeq and is a predicted model, not a curated record. The transcript has a single exon. The coding region runs from base 1 to 1644 and encodes 547 amino acids.